UGAACUCUGUUUAUUAUGUCAUGUCAUUUGUGUUGCAAUCUGUGCACAUAUUUAUAUAUUUCUAUGGUAAUAUUUUUCUGUUUCGGUAAGCGAACGUGUAUCGAUAACCUAUUUCAAUAGCUGUGACAAUGGAGAACUACGAGCAGAGUUAUAAUGAUUACGGUUAUGAUGAAUAUGGGGCCCAUACUGGUGAUCCCAAUCUGGACAAUGAAUACAAUAAGCAGUUAUAUAAGAUGCCUGAAUAUGUCAGUAAUUUUUUGGGUUAUUUCAAGAAUUGUGUGAAGGAAGGAAUGGUUUUCGAAUUACAAACUCUUUAUGAAUCAACAUGGCCUAAACUGACAGAAGAUUAUUUCGAGAAAAGGCCAUGGCCAGAAGAGUCUGAAGUCGCUACCUUAGUUGGUACCGAUCCAGUCUUCAUGAUAUUGUACAAAGAAUUGUAUUUUCGCCACAUUUAUGCUAGAAUACAGGGUGGACCGACACUUGAACAGAGGUUCAAUUCUUUUUAUAAUUACUGCGAUCUUUUCAAUUAUAUCUUGAGCGCUGAAGAGCCUGUUCCUUUGGAGUUACCCGAUUUAUGGUUAUGGGAAUUGAUUGACGAAUUUGUUUAUCAGUUUCAAUCCUUCGCUCAAUAUAGAGCACGUUUACAAAAGAAAACUCCUCAAGAAUUAGAAACUCUCAAUUCCAACAACAAAGUUUGGAAUGUGCUAUGCGUUUUGAAUGUUUUGCAUUCACUUGUUGAUAAGAGUAAUAUUAAAGAGCAAUUAGAGGUGUAUGCCAGUGGAGGUGAUCCAGAUUCGGUUUCUGGUGAAUUUGGAAGUCAUUCUUUGUACAAAAUGUUGGGUUAUUUCUCUUUAGUGGGCUUAUUGCGUCUUCAUUCUUUGUUAGGAGAUUACUACCAAGCUAUUAAGGUAUUGGAAAACAUUGAGGUCCAUAAAAAAUCUCAAUAUGCUCAUAUUCCUGCUUGUCAAAUUUCCACAUCUUAUUAUGUUGGAUUUGCUUAUAUGAUGAUGAGAAGAUAUUCUGAUGCCAUUAGAACUUUUUCAUCAAUUUUGCUUUACAUUCAAAGAACAAAGCAACUUUUUGCAUCAAAAAGCUACCAGCAUGAGCAAAUUAAUAAACAAACAGAUCAAAUGUAUCAUCUAUUAGCCAUUUGCUUGGUACUUCAUCCCCAAUGCAUUGAUGAAUCGAUUCAACAAACCCUCAGGGAGAAAAGUUAUCAUGAAAAAAUGUACAAAAUGCAAUAUGGUGAUUUACAAGAAUUUGAGAAUUGCUUUGUACUUGCAUGUCCAAAAUUCUUAUCACCUUGUCCUCCUUCAGUAGAUUUUCCACCAGAUGAUUAUUCUAAAGAAGCUAUAAGACAUCAAACAGCAAUGUUUAUGGAAGAAGUACAGCAACAAAAAAUGUUACCCACUAUAAGGAGUUACUUGAAACUGUACACCACUCUACCCUUGAGUAAAUUAGCCAAUUUCAUAGCUCAAAAUAAUAGGAAUAAUGAUGGAAAAUGGGACUUGAAGAAGGAAAUGCAAUCGCUCAUUAUUCAUUUGCUAUGUUUCAAGCAUAAAAUGAAGAAUGUGGUUUGGUCCAAAGGUGCUUCAGGACUGGAAGGCAAAUUUCAAUCAGGAUCUGAGUUGGACUUCUAUAUUGAUAAUGAUAUGAUACAUAUUGCUGAUACAAAGGUGGCGCAUCGGUACGGUGAUUUCUUCAUCAGAAAGAUUUUGAAAUUUGAAGAACUCAAUAGGAAAUUGCAUCACAUCAAAAUAUAAUAAUUAUCUCCUGAAAAAUACUGUAUCAGUAAUCAUUCAAUCAUUGAAAUAUUUACCCAAUAAAUAAUUUUCAUAUUCA
Molecule: messenger RNA, 1842 nt
Organism: Harmonia axyridis
Lineage: Eukaryota; Metazoa; Arthropoda; Insecta; Coleoptera; Coccinellidae
Gene: eIF3l
Product: eukaryotic translation initiation factor 3 subunit L
Exons: 4
Coding region: 129-1763 (544 amino acids)
Biological process (GO): translational initiation
Cellular component (GO): eukaryotic translation initiation factor 3 complex; cytoplasm
Molecular function (GO): translation initiation factor activity; protein binding
Source: RefSeq, a predicted model, not a curated record